Molecule: messenger RNA, 1193 nt
Organism: Daucus carota subsp. sativus
Lineage: Eukaryota; Viridiplantae; Streptophyta; Magnoliopsida; Apiales; Apiaceae
Exons: 8
Coding region: 159-959 (266 amino acids)
Cellular component (GO): cytoplasm
Molecular function (GO): 5'-deoxynucleotidase activity
Source: RefSeq, a predicted model, not a curated record
ACGAUCUCUCUCCACCUGGCCUCCCUCACAACAGAAACUCUUGUUUGGCCCUUGUUUUUCUCUGCCUUUCGGACCAAACUCUUCCAACUCUUUCACUUCCAUUACAAUCAAUUCCCACAACAAUUUCACAACAUAAAUCACACACACACACACACACAAUGGCUUUGAAUCAAUCUGCACUUUCUCCUCAAUACACCCCUUCACCAUUUCAUCAUUCUACAAACCCACCUCGAUUUCAACGCCCCUCUUUAAAGCUUCCAUUUUUAUGCAUUGAUCAUCCAAAUCUUGUGGUGGGUCGGGCUCAAAUCAACAAAUCAGGCUCUGAAGAUAUUGUUUCUGACCCGAAUAUUGAUGGGUUUGGGCCCAAAAAGGCGUUUCAGUGUGAUGGUGAUGAAGGGGCUUCUUCAUCCUCUGCUAUUGAUUUUCUCACAUUGUGUCACAGCCUUAAGACCACUAAACGAAAAGGAUGGAUCAAUCAUGGGAUUGAGGGUCCUGAAUCCAUUGCUGAUCAUAUGUACCGUAUGGCAUUGAUGUCGUUAAUUGCUGGAGACAAUUCUGGUGUGAAUAGAGAGAGGUGUAUCAAGUUAGCACUUGUGCAUGAUAUUGCAGAAGCCAUUGUUGGAGAUAUUACACCAUCUGAUGGUGUGCCUAAAGUAGAAAAGAGUAGAAUGGAACAAGCGGCCUUAAAUGAAAUGUGCAAAGUUCUUGGUGGAGGGAUGAGGGCUGAUGAGAUCCAGGAGCUGUGGGCAGAAUAUGAAAAUAAUUCUUCCAUAGAGGCUAAUCUAGUGAAAGAUUUUGACAAAGUUGAAAUGAUUCUGCAAGCAUUGGAAUAUGAAACUGAGCAUGGGAUGGUGUUGGAUGAGUUUUUCGUUUCGACAGCGGGGAAAUUUCAAACUGAUAUUGGAAAGAGCUGGGCAGCUGAAAUCAUUUCAAGAAGAAAGUCAAGUCUGACAAGCUGAAAUGCUAUCUGACUUUUUUUUUUUUUUUUGGAGGUAGCAGAUGUUUGCAUCUUAAAUAUGCGAGAUAAUCUAAUGUUGUUUGUAACCAUACUUAUGGUCUUACUUCAAGAACAUGAGAAUUUUGUAACCUAAAUAUAAAGCCUACCAAGAUAGUUGAGCAAAUCAUGAGCUGUUUACAGAAACCAAUUUUGACAUGAACUCUGCCGGGUUUAUUGAACUUUUUUCCGUCUAGAA